Miniopterus natalensis is the source of this 457-nucleotide messenger RNA. It is a transcript of the gene LENEP, whose product is annotated as lens epithelial protein. Gene Ontology annotation, biological process: multicellular organism development. Lineage: Eukaryota; Metazoa; Chordata; Mammalia; Chiroptera; Miniopteridae. The record is from RefSeq and is a predicted model, not a curated record.
ACCCAGGGUUUCUAGGCUCAGGCUGGAGGGAGGGAAAUUGAACCAGCCUGGCUGUGGAGAAUGAAAGAUAGAGUGGCCAGACCUCCUCCUAACCCCAUCCCUCCUACAUGGCUGUGCAUAGGGGCUGACUCAGCCCAUCCUCAGGCCCAGAACCUUCCCUCUGUUAGACCCUGGGGCCUUUGUCCCUGUAGUCAUGAGGCCUGAGGGGGUAGGGACAGUGCUGAUAAAAGGCACCAGAGGCAGCUCCCUCACCCUCAGAGCUGCUGUCCACAUGCAGGUCGGAACGCAGGCCCUAGCCCAGGCCCUACCUUUCUCCCUCAGAGGGGCCCUGGGAGAUGCUGGGCUCCGAGUGCCUAUUGCAGAGAUGGGCACCAGGUGGCAGGGCCUGCAGAGCAUCCUGAAGGAAAUUGCCUAUGUCCUCCUCUGCUGCUGGUGUAUCAAGGAGCUGCUGGAUUAA